CGCACGCCUCCGCCCGCCGGAGUUCUCUGGGAUGGAGUCUUUUUGGGACCACCGCUUUUGUCCUCCCGGCCACCCAAGUGGCUGCAGACUUCCGGAUGGCACCGGCCGCAGCCCCGCCCCCUAUGGAUCCUCCAAUCGCUGCGCUCGUAAGGCAGGAAUGGGUGUGGCUUGAGAAAUUCGAAAGAAACCCCGCCCCCCGGGAGCCAGUUCCCAGAAACCGGGAGGUUGUAGGACAAGAGCGUCCUGCGUGGACGCUCAGAUCUAAGCUGAAUCGUUUCUGCUGGCUGGGCAUGGAGGAUUUGAAAGAAGAUGUCAAGUUUAUUAUGGAUGAGACCUUGGACUUUGGAGGGUUGUCCCCAUCUGACAGUCAUGAGGAGGAAGAUUUAACAACAGUGGUGGUGACUCCAGAAAAACCGCUUCGACGGGGCCUCUCCCACCGGAGUAACACAAAUGCAGUAGCUCCCACUCUCCAGGGUGUGAGGCUCAGCUUAGGCCCUCUCAGCCCAGAGAAGCUGGAGGAGAUCCUCGAUGAGGCUAACCGCCUGGCAGCUCAACUAGAGCAGUGUGCCCUGCAAGAGCGGGAGAGUACAGGGAUAGGCCCUGGAAAGCCCAGCUCUUCAGGGAAGCCCAGCCCUCGUCGUGAGACCUUUGUGCUGAAGGAUAGCCCUGUCAGAGAUCUGCUACCCACGGUGAGUUCUUUGGCUUGGAGCACACCAUCCCCAAACAGCCUAACUCGUCUUCGGAACAGUGAUAAAAAGGGGUCGGCCAGGGCUGUUCGGGUGACAUCUGGAAAGAAGCCCUCCAGCACAAAGAAGGAAUCGCCUACGUGCAAUCUGUUCCCUGCAUCCAAAAGCCCAGCAUUGUCUCCUCUUGCACGAUCAACUCCUCCAUCCCGGGGGAAAGCUGGGCCCAGUGCAAGGGCAACAGCAAGUGAGAUCCAGGCAGCAAAACUGUGGACAACAAGGGUUAGGGGCCCACCUACCCCUGUCAAACCAGCCUUAGCCACACAGCCCUCAACCAGCAACUCUCAACGCCCAUCCCGACCACAGGGAGCAGCUGCUAAAUCUUCCAUUCGACCACCUAUUCCUUCAGCCAUCCCCAGGCCUGCCACCCGAAUGGCACUCCCUAGCAGGAGCGUACUACCUAGCAAAGGCGCCCUACCUCCAGAUUCUCUCUUAACUCGGAAAGGGCUUCCAAGACCAAGCACUGCAGGGCUCAGAGCUCCUGUUUCCCAGCGACCGAAUCUUCCAGCCACCAGCACCACUCGGAGCAGUCUGCAGCCCCCCAGGAAAGUUGCAGUCCCAGGACCUACCAGGUAAAGAGACCAGAACAGCAAGCAAAUAUUCAGUAGCAAACCACUACAGUCACAGCCUAGACUUGCCUCUGCCAGUGGGCCCUGACUCCAGCAGAUUCUUGCCCAGAGACAGGAGGAAGAGAUGCUUCCAGGGCUGAUCUCUGAGGUGGAGACCAUUGGCAGGAGAGUGGAUUGAGCCUGAGGCUACUCAAACUAUCUGGACUGAAAGAAGAGAGAAGGAAGUCACCUCUCAGUAGAGAAAUUAAACAAAAUAAGAAAUGUAGGCAAGUAGCUUGUCUCCUUCCACCUGCACUCUUGUGGUCAGCCCUGGAGAGUUUGACUUCUUCCCAAGCCUUGGUUCACUGGACAUUUCCAUAUUAGUAACCUGUGUAGCCAGCUUCCUGCUCUCUGAGGAAAGGUCUUCCUGAAUCAUUUCCUCUACCUGACUCUGCCUGUUUGGAGAGACACCUACUCUGUAGAACUUGUUUCCUCUGAAUUCUAUAACCCUUCAUGGGCCAGUCAUUGAUAAGCUUACUCUGUUGGUCUGAAGUAAAAUGAAUGUAUUUUUAUAUUUUUCUGUGUAUCCAAAAGUAGAUCUUAACAAAUUUGGAGUAAACCUUUGUAAUUCUAGCAAGAAAGCUGGAAUGGUCCCCAGGCCAGGGGAUCUGACUAGCUCCUAGUGCCUUGAACCUCCAGCUCAGCAGGCUGUGACUAGCCCCUUGUCGGUAUUCUGUGGAACCAGGCUGCCUUUCUGUAGUUUCAUGGUUUUAGGUGGUCCAGAUCCACGUUAAAUGUAGCUCAGUUCACAGUGUGUGAGGUUAUUCUGCUAGGAUCUAAGUAUGCUAUUAUUCAUAUCUUAAAUUGAAUAUUGUUUUCUGGUAAGACAAUGGAGCCCCUGGAGAUCUCUGGCUUCUUGUCUGCUGUACUUAGGGGAUAAAGAAGUCCUUUGGUGGUAUUCAGCUUCCCUGAUCACCUCAGCCAGAAGAUACUGGAUCACUUUGCCAUAUCUACCUCACAUCAUUAAAGUUGCCUGUCUUCCCCUCUCACCUCUCCUACCAGACUUGAGGACGGGCAUCAGAACUUACAAACUUCUACAAUGCCCCUGUGUUAUAACUUGUAUGUGGUAGAACAUUGCACUCAUUUAAAAUGAGCACAGGUUUGUGGGUAUUUGAUGAAUAAAUGAUGAAACUCUUUU
Molecule: messenger RNA, 2489 nt
Organism: Nannospalax galili (Upper Galilee mountains blind mole rat)
Lineage: Eukaryota; Metazoa; Chordata; Mammalia; Rodentia; Spalacidae
Gene: Psrc1
Product: proline and serine rich coiled-coil 1
Exons: 8
Coding region: 96-1319 (407 amino acids)
Biological process (GO): mitotic metaphase chromosome alignment
Cellular component (GO): spindle microtubule; microtubule cytoskeleton; spindle pole
Molecular function (GO): microtubule binding
Source: RefSeq, a predicted model, not a curated record